GAAGCAGAAUGAGCUGCUCAUCUCCAUAGUCCCCUUCCCUAGCCUUGGGCUUAGCAUUAAGUAGAGCUCAGGGGAUCUUCAGGGCACAUGGAUGCCAAGAACCUCCUUCAGUUAGAUUCAUUUCUGAGGGAGCUGUGUUGUGUUCCUUUGGCUCAGGAAAACAAGUUUUUCCUUAGAACAAAUGGGCGUGGAGUAUGAAAAUAUCAUGCAGGAUUAGUCAAAUGCUCUACUGCUUCCUGGACUAUGACUUUCAGACAGUUCAGGAGUGGAGUUUGUGGCAGGUGGAUGGGGCUGUGGUGGAAGCAGGUGGGGGGAUGUUUCUGGUGAGCAUCUAGGGAGGUGGCUCAGGUGAGCAGGGGUGAUGGGACCCAGGUGAGCAGUGGCUUUGGAGAAUGAACAUUGAUUGUCCCCAGAAUUCUACUCCAGCUGAGAAGUAAGGUUGUGGAAUCACUCUCAUGAUAAUGGAGAAAUUACAAGGAUCUGACAUCCCCAGAGCCAGCCUGGAGAAGAGAAAGAGAGAUAUCUUAAGACAUACCAAGAGGGCAUGGGCACCUCUGGAUGGGCAUCUGCUUCCUGAUUCUGAAGAAGAAAACCCAAUGGUCACUAUGUUUGUGCAAGAAAAUUCCAAACAGGAAAGUAUCCAGCAGUGGCUGGACUCUGAAUUCUUUGUCUCUGUAAAUGAAAACUUCCAGCAAGCCAUCAACCAUUCUGCUCCUUUGCAUGAACAAGGAAUAGUUCAAAUGACUGUGAAAGACUAUAUGAGAUCUCUGCACCAGUUCUCUGAGACUCCUGCCCUGUCCAGGGGGACGAGUCUCAACUCUUGCUAUUCCUCCACAGGUGUACCUCAAAGCAUUCCUGAAUGGCUGGAAUUUUGGGAAAAAGAUCCAGUGGAGAUUCUCUUGGACUUGGGGUUUGGUGCUGAUGAACCAGAUAUCUGCACACAAAUUCCAGCCCGGUUCCUUGGUUAUAGUUCAGCAGCCAGAGGAAUUAACAUCGGUGUUUUUCUUGAAGCACAGAAACAGCGGAUAGACUUUGAGAACCCUGACUUGUAUGGUCGGUUCCGACAGCUGGAAAUCCUGAAUCAUGUUACCAAUGCCUUCUCAUCUUUGCUGAAUGGUGUUAAUACCCUACAGAGCCAGGAUGAAGAAAAAGCUGAAAGACAGGUUAUGCAAAAUCCUUCAUCAGGUGAAGUGAAAGAACGUAAGAGAAAAAUGAGCCAGCUUUUAGGAAGAGCUUCAAGACAGACCAGCAGGAUGGAUGGUGACUCGGCACUGUCAGAAUCAUUCAAGAUGCAACAUGAGAUUCUGACUCUGCCGACCAAGCCAUGGGACCCUAGAGCGGAGCUACAGGUGUCUUCCAUUAGCCAUGAUAGAUGUCAAAUGCUUCCUGCAACAGAACAUGGCUCUGUCCAAGCCUGCAAUGACGUGUCAACUUGUCCUCCUCCACAAGGUUUUCUGGACAAGCAGUGGCCUUGCUCAUGCACACUGGCCAAGCAGUCUCCUCAUACCUGUUUGUCUGAGGGGUCAUUUAGGAGGAGAACUUGGAAGGAGAAAUGGAUUCAUAUGGACAAACUCAAGAACUUGUCGCACAUUGUUAGUAAAGGACCAGACUCCUUUGAAAUGGAAGAGGUCCAGAGCUUUGAAGAAGACACUGGAAACCCUCUUACCCUGACAUCAGGAAUUGUAGGCACCCGAGUGGACAGAACAAACAGCUGUCAGUCUGACAGCAGCGGGUUUUUGGAGGAGCUGCCAGAGCUCCAGCCCCUCCAGGUGUCUUCCUUGGCAGGCAGCCAGAGUCCCACUGUCUAUAGAGGUUGCAAAUCAAGGGAUCAGAGUCCUAGCACAGCAUCAUGGCAAGACUCUCAGCAAGAGUCAUAUGGUUCUAAGUCCGAGAGCAUAGCAAGCUCGUCUGUGUUAAGCCAAGAUAGGAGUACCUUGGAAGAAAAGGACUCAGCAUCUGUGAUGGAGGAGGAGCUUCAACUUAGGGACAUGGAAGGGCCACCAGAAAUAGUCAAUCCAGACAUGACUCUCCCUAAGACCAUCAUGGUGGGAGAACACCCAGAGGGUGUUGCUGGAACUGUGCUCACUUCUACAUGUAAUAACACAACAGGGGUCACGGUGACUUAUGUCACAGAAAAGGAAGAUAGUUCUCUAGGGCAUAAGGGUACUGGGAAAAUGCUGAUAGAAAGCCACCACUUUGAAUCACUAAGGUCAUCCAAGUUUGAUCAGACUCUAGACAAUUUCUAUCAUGUGGACUCUGAUAUCCCUGGAACAGAGGACAACAGCAAAGUCUUCCCUGACACCAAGCAAAGCUCGCUGGUGCAAGAGAGGCCAGCACAGCACUCUCACGAGCACAGAGGAGACAUGCCCUAUAAAGGUGACCUUGUUCAAACCUCUGAUAAGUCAAUUCUCCACCUUGAUAAGCCACCUGGAGAUGUUCCCACUGACUCAAAUGCUGCCAGCUCUUGGUCUGUGACAACCCAGGUGUCCUCCAAUCUGGUGUCAGCUGCUCAGAGGGUUGCAGAACUGGGGACCUAUAAUAAAGAAACAGCUUUUGAAUAUACUCCAUGUGACCCUCUUAAUAGCACAGUCCUAAAACUGCAGAGAGAAACAAGGCAGGUCAACAAUGUUGCUGUUCAGACUUAUGCAUAUGAAUGCCAGCUCAGGCCCUACCAUAAUGACUUCAUUCAUGGACCCUCACCCCUCACCAAAUCCAUUUCUUUGGAUACAGGUUUUCCUAGUACCUCUCCAACAGGCAUCUGCCAUACCACACCUGCCCACUGUUGUGUCUGCUGUCAUCACUGCCCCAACUGUCAGUGGAUGAGGCAAAGCCCUGGCCCAGAACCCUCUAUUUGCAGGCAUUUCCAGUAUUCACAUGCUGAGGAACCCAAAGUCCAGUUCAUGAAGACACUGAAAAUACUCCAAGACACUACUGUGAGGGACCUGUGUUCUUGCACAGUCUAUGAGAUGGAAACCAUGAAGAUGGUGUGCCAGAGUUUCCAGGAGCACUUAGAGGAAAUUGAGCAGCACUUCAUGGGACAGCAGGCACUCUUUCCCGGGGACAUGUCAGAAGAGGAAAGGGAAGAGGCUGAGUACCUGAGGACUUUACGAGAGGCCCUGAGGCAGCAAGUGGCAGAGCUGGCCUUUCAGUUAGGAGACAGAGCCAGGCAAAUCAAAGAAGGGAUCCUACUGCAGCUAGACCUUCUGUGCGAGGAGCUACCUGAACACUGUACCAAUCAGCCUCAAUGCAACCGGACAGAAGGAAAGCAUGUCCAGAGAUCAUGUGUUCAAGCCCACACUGUGGCCCCUGAGCCUGUCCUUCCUGCCAGCAGCAGGCAGUCGACUUCUGGCUCUGGGAUGACUCAGCUGGAUACUCUUAGUCCCUCUGACCUUGAGACCACAAGAAGGAUGUCUCUACAGUCACCAGAUAUGGUAGAAUCAGUUCUAGGUCCUUCACUGAGUCAGGUUGGAGAGAAGUCUCUGUUAGACCAGAGUGAUUUUGAUGAUUUUUAUAUAAAAUGGAAUGUCCAAGAGCAACUGUAACAAGGGAAUCCCAAUCCUAUGUACUCUACAAGCUCUGAAUAUUUUAAUAUUCAUUGAUUACAUAAUAAAAAAGCACCCAGUAUGUAACUGGCCGAGGUAUAUUAUAGUCAUUGAGUAGCAUAUGACCUCCACCCUGAUAGAGCAUGUGUCCUAGUAGAGGAUGACAAAUAUAAACAUGCCUAUGUAUCUAUAAUGAAAAAUCAAUAAAAAGAUGAUGUGACUUUAUUUUAUGAAAGAUAAUUAUCUGAGUCUAAUCGGGUAGCUGGAAGGCAUGUUCAGGGAUGAGAAAGCGCUGAUGCUGGAGGCAUCUGUGAGCAAGACAGAGUAUCUUUCCACCAAGAAUUUAAUAAAGUAAGAGAAAUAAGGCAACAAUUUAAAUGCUGUUUCAACACAACAGUUUAUGAAGGAAUCACUAUGCAGCAUGGGAAGAAAGUGUCUCAAAAUGGGACCUAUGAGGAAGGACUUGAAGGUAAGAAGAUGGGAGCCCUACAGAACUCAGGUACAAGAGCCUGAAAAGCAGGAGAAUGGAUGGUUCACAAGGCUAGGGUGUAGAAACGCUUUUUGCCAACUGCAGUUGAGUGAUAUGGCAGAAAGGGUCUGAGUGAGGAACCUGAGUUCCUUCAGUCCCUGGUCAUGGGUCUAAGACUGUGCAUUCUUUUCAAGUGCAACAGAAAGCUUCCAUACAUAUUAAACAUGGUUUUCAUGGGGUCCUGUCUGCCUUUAAUAAUCACAGAAAGACACCACCAUGGAGCACACAAAGAGACAAGCCUCCUGGUUAUAAGUCUAUUGCUUGCUGUCGCCCCUCAAGUCAAAGGCAAACGGUGUCCAGUUAUUUCCUUCCAGCUGUGGGAACAGCAUGGCUCCUACCACAGGGGAAGCUUGGAGGUGGAUACAAAGGUCAAAGCAUGAGUCUCUGGAAUGAGGAACAGGUGAACAAUGGAAGAAUCAGAAACAGCAUCCUGGGAACUGCUUGAAAGAACAACUUGGGAACUGCUUUCUUGUUUGUAUGAGAGGAUGGGUGAGCAGAGGACACUUCCUAACUAGGAUCUUAAGACAACAUUCUUUUGGAAACUAUCUACUACCAAGACCUGCCUGUUCCUUAGCCCAUUUCCUUCCUUAUCCUCCUUCUUUGGUUGCUAUGACUUCACUGAGGCUCUGCUUCCUGAGUCUACUGCAUCCCCUACUCUCCCCCCCAAAUGUGGACAUUUCCACUCACACAUUUUCCUCAGUAUAAUAUAGCCCCAACACCACCCCUUCCAAAAUCCUAGCCUUCCAUCCUCUUGCCACACAUACUCAGAUGUACCCAUCUGCCUUGUCUCACUGUCACCUCAGAGUCAAGUUAUUGUAUCACUGCUGUGUUGUGUCAUGGUAUGGCUUCCAGAGUUCCCAAUUAACUGGUGAUUGCACAGUGUAUGUGCCUCUGACAUGCCUUAGCUUAUUUCUGAGCUGCCUUGGUAGCUGACAAACCGUCUCUGCCUGGCACUGAUAGGGUCACGUUUCCUUGACUCGGGGAGAGAACCUAAAAAGCACUGUGUCAGAAACCUAAGAGAGUCAUCUCAAGACCAUGAUCCCAGAGCAGUCUGCUCCCAAAAUGCUUGUACACCCUGCAAUUACUCUGCCCUCUCCUUUCUACUGCUAACUCACUUCCCUGGACCACAUUUCCUCCAGUUCUCACAUUAAGAUGGAGCUCCCAGCACUAGACUGGCUCCUAAUUGCUUUUGUACAUCCCACAUUUCUUCCUUUUCUACACUUUCAACAUUUACUUGGCCCAGACUUGAGCUACAUUUGCCUGCAGCAUCGGAGCCUGUGAGUCCUACCUGUUUCAUCGCUAACUUCCUACUACCCUUGUAGCCACCUGCUGUAUGAUCUCAUGUCCUACUUUGUUCUUAUAUCAGUCUGAAAUGCUGGUCCUAGGAGCUAAAGUGACUUGCAACCCCAUAAGAACAACAAUACCUACCAACGAUCCAGAACUCCCAGGGACUAAACCACUACCCAAAGGCUGCACGUGGACAGACCUAUGGCUCCAGCUGCAUAUGUGGCAGAGGAUGUCCUUGUUGGGUACCAAUGGGAGGAGAAGCCCUUGAUCCUGCCAAGGCUGGACCCCCCCUCCCCAGUAUAGGGGAAUGUCAGGGCAGGGAGUCAGGAAAGGGAGAGUGGUUGGGAAGGUGAACACUCUUAUAGAAAAAGGGAAGGGGAUGGGAUAGGGGGCUUAUGGAUGGGAAACUGGGAAAGGGAAUAACAUUUGAAAUGUAAAUAAAAGAUAGCCAAUAAAAAAGGUAGAAAAACAAUAAAUAAUAAAAUAUUUAAAUGUGAAAUGCUGGUCCUCUAAACCAUCUUAUAUAUUCAUACAUCUCUUUAUAUCACAGGCUCUGCAUGCAUGAAUUCAACUGAUAAGAGCAGCAAUUAUUCAGAAAAUAAUCACAUAUCAUUAUAACCAUUAUUGUUAUUAUUCAACUAUUGCACUACUCAUAUAUUCUUUUGUUAGCAUUAUAAAUAAUCUACAUGUGAUUUAGAGUAUGCAGGAGGAGUGUGUGUUUUGUGCAAACACUACAUUGUUUAACAUAGGGUUAUUGGACAUAGAAAAUGUAGUAAAUUGAUUGCAGUUUUUAACACAGUAUCCCUCACAGAAUAAAUACUCAGUAUAUGUUUACUAUUAUUGGUGAAAGGGGCUAAACAUCAGUAAGUCCAUGAUUAUUAAUUUCACUCUGUUGAGAAGGAUUCUAUGAGCAAAGCAGCUUACCCAGGAAGAAUAUUAACAAAUACCCAAGGAAUGAAUAGGCAGAAUAAAAUAACAUUCUCAGGAGACUGGGAAGAUGAUGAUCUCACCACAGAAGCAGCACUACUUUAGGCUGUGGGUGAAGCUAAGCUUGGACUUAAAGCAAAUUUGUGUGCGGAUGAUUUCAUCCAUCAAGCAUAGGACUUCAUCUGUGAGGAAGAGGAUGGUGACACACUGCCUGAAUGAAGAAUGUCAUGUGGAAUCUCCAAAGAGGAGUACAUAAGCCAGCAACAGACCCCAGCUCUCCAACAAGAAAGAUAAAAGGGAGCACAAUGUACAAACACAGUAUCACUUUCAUGCCCCACCCAGACAGAACUUUUACUGUCUUAAAUGACUGAGGGACUGGUUGCCUAGUAUCACCUGGAAUUUCCAAGUUCUCAGGCCUUCUGUCUGAGACUAAUUGUAAUCAUUGACUUUCUGGUUCAUGUGACAAAUAUCUAAUUUCCAGUUGGUUUUGUUUUUCUGGAGAAUUCUAAUAGAUCAAGAACUUGACCUAUACAAAAGGUAUGCUGAGUCCUGGAUUUGCCAAUAAGAAGCAAUUGGACUCUGUUAAUAAAUCCAAAGUUUGAUCCAA
Molecule: messenger RNA, 6892 nt
Organism: Rattus norvegicus (Norway rat)
Lineage: Eukaryota; Metazoa; Chordata; Mammalia; Rodentia; Muridae
Source: RefSeq, a predicted model, not a curated record